UGAGAAACCAUCCAAUGGGAAGAAAGGGGCCGAGCGCAUCACGAGCUUCCUGGGACUGCAGCCCCCGGCGCAGUUCCUCAUUCCCCUCGCACUCAGGCCUCAGGGUGGGUGAAGCUCAGCACUGGGGUGUUGGUGGCAGCGCUGAGGGUCCUGCACUGCCCCAUUAUGCUGUCUGCUCUGACCGUCCUUCUCCUCGGCUGCUGGCUGGCCGGGCACAGCGCGGUGUGGGGAGAGCCCAGCUACCCCAAACCCAACAUCUCCCUGCUGAGCCCCAGCUGGGGGGUCUCCCUGGGGGGAGCCGUGACCAUCCUUUGUUGCGGCCAGCACGAGGGCCUGCAGUUCGUGCUGAAUAAAGAGGGACGCCGUGUCCAAAUUGUGAAUUCAGACUAUCUCGCUCUGUUUCACAUCAACAACGUGAGCCGGGAGGAUGGCGGGAACUACAGCUGCUCCUAUCACAACCAAUCGGAGCCGUCUGCCGUGUCGGACUCCAGUGACCCCAUGGAGCUGGCGGUGAGAGAUCCCAGCUUACCCAGACCCAACAUCUCUCUAAACUUCACCGCCCCAGGGGCAGACGUCACCAUCCGGUGUCAGGUGCAGCGCCGGGACGUGAGGUUCUUCCUGCACAAGGCUGGACACCUGAAGCCGCAGCAACGCAUGGACUCUGCUGGGGCCUGGGCCGAGUUCUGCAUCCCCACCGUGGGCCGGCAGCACGGAGGGAGCUACAGCUGCAGCUACCGGCCCUGGUCAGAGCCCUUCAUCUCCUCAGAGCCCAGCGACCCCGUGGAGAUCAUUGCAGCAGACGAAUCGUCACCACCAGGUCUGACCGUCAUCACUGGAGUGAGCGUGGCAGCUGCCAUCCUCCUCCUCCUCCUCGUGGCCUUCGUCUGCUUCAGAAAAACCCGAGCCAGAAGAGGAGCCGCAUCGAGACCAAACAGCACAAGCCCUAUGGGGGCAUUAAAGGUGCCAGCUCAGGAAGAGCACAUCUACACCAACAUCGAUGAAUGGAAAGAGACGCAGACCCUGUGAUGAGCAGAGAAAGAGUCCCCUCAGCUUCACCAUCAUGGCCCCGGCAUGAGAUGCUCCCCACCCCUGGCCCCUGCAGCCUCCGGACCUACAGAUCAGCCUGCAGAGACACCACUGACCCACAUCCGCCUGCUCCUGGGUGCUCAGACAUCGGCUGGCUCCCUGUUGCCUCAGUUUCCCUUAACUCCUGCUUAAAGAGCCCCCCUAAGUCUGCUAGUCCCCACAAGUGACACUCUGUACCUCGGGGGGAACACCCUCCACCCCCAUGUUCAUCCUUAUAAUAUGAUAGUUAAUAAAUCAGUUUGUUUAUUCUA
Mauremys mutica (yellowpond turtle) is the source of this 1337-nucleotide messenger RNA. RefSeq names its product leukocyte immunoglobulin-like receptor subfamily B member 3. Lineage: Eukaryota; Metazoa; Chordata; Testudines; Geoemydidae. The record is from RefSeq and is a predicted model, not a curated record. The transcript has 9 exons. The coding region runs from base 166 to 1026 and encodes 286 amino acids.